Messenger RNA from Zymoseptoria tritici IPO323, 671 nucleotides. RefSeq lists its product as uncharacterized. NCBI's taxonomy places the organism in Eukaryota, Fungi, Ascomycota, Dothideomycetes, Mycosphaerellales, Mycosphaerellaceae. Bases 123 to 671 code for a protein of 182 amino acids. Gene Ontology annotation, molecular function: phosphatidylinositol-3-phosphate binding. The transcript is spliced from 2 exons. The record is from RefSeq and is a predicted model, not a curated record. Gene Ontology annotation, biological process: endocytic recycling; late endosome to Golgi transport. Gene Ontology annotation, cellular component: retromer complex; early endosome membrane.
UCGCACAAGCCGAAGCCGAAGCCCAAGCAGCGGAAGCCCUCUCACCAUUACGCCCUCGACACUCACAAGCUCGACUACGCCCUCGACACUCGCAUCUCUCCCACGCAACACCUCACCCAACCAUGCAACGCAUCGACCCCCGCCCAGAUCCGCCCGUCGACGGCACCCAGCAACAACAACCCCAACAACAAACCAACCCUCACAAAACCUCCUGGACGCUCCCGACCGGUUUCGCCAGCACGGGCCGCGAAUCUCACACCCAAUCCUUUGAGGAAAUCUACGGCGCUCCGGAGAACUUUCUUGAGAUUGAAGUCACCGACCCCCAAACCCACCAACCCACCUCCUCCCCCUCUUCCCGCUACACCACCUACCUCAUCCGCCUGUCGACCAACAUUCCCGCUUUCAAACUCCGCCGCUCCGAAGUCCGACGUCGAUAUUCCGAUUUCGAAGUCUUCAGGGAUUUACUGGAGAGGGAAUCCGCGAGGGUGAGUAUACCCGCUCUACCCGGCAAGGUGUAUCUGAAUCGCUUUGAUGAUGCGGUGAUUGAGGAGAGGAGGAAGGGGUUGGAGAGGUUUUUGAAGAUUGUGGUGGGGCAUCCGUUGUUGCAGACGGGGAGUCGGGUGCUGGGGGGGUUUGUGCAGGAUCCGGGGUGGGAGAGGGAUGCUUGGUGA